Molecule: messenger RNA, 7899 nt
Organism: Anopheles arabiensis
Lineage: Eukaryota; Metazoa; Arthropoda; Insecta; Diptera; Culicidae
Product: Krueppel homolog 1-like
Exons: 4
Coding region: 1973-4678 (901 amino acids)
Biological process (GO): regulation of transcription by RNA polymerase II
Molecular function (GO): RNA polymerase II cis-regulatory region sequence-specific DNA binding; DNA-binding transcription factor activity, RNA polymerase II-specific
Source: RefSeq, a predicted model, not a curated record
UUCGUAGAGUAGGCACAGGGCGUCGCUUACAACAAAGCCAACUUGGCCCCGCUGCUAACUCGCGCGAUAUUUCCGUAAAUGACGUGCCUCGGUGCGGUAGGCAGGAAGUAGGCCUCGGACAAAAUGGUUCGGUGUGCGUAAGGUUGUCGAAAAAGGUUCGCGUCGAACAAAAAAAAAAGAAAGAACAGUUGUUGGGAAGGAAAGCAAACGCAGAAGCUGCUCGAACCGGAACAGUACGCCAUGCUUUCGUGUUUGUGUCCGUGUGUGUGUGUGUGUACGUCGUGAUGAGGAUGCUUUUACCUGUGCCCAUGCAUCCCUCUCACAGUGUGUGCAAAGAAUAAUUUGCAACCCCAUUCAAAACAGCGCGUUUCUAACACAUUCGCAGCAGGGUGGAGUAGAACGCGUGAGCAAACGCGGGGCGGCACACAGCCGUGUAUUGUACCGCACAGUUGGUGCCAGGCCAGGCCAGUUUCGAUUCACUUUUUGGCCGUACGGAUGCGGCACACAACAAGGCACGGGUUCAGCCAGGCCGCUUCAGUUUCAUCUCGUCCCUUUGCUCGGUCCCACCGAUUGAAGGCGAAGCGCCGCGUACACCAGUGUGCUCCAAAAACUGCGCAGGCAGACGAGCAAGCAAGCAAGCGAACGAGAGAGAGAGAGAGUGAGAGAGCGACGGCUCAAAAUUCGCGCAUUCUUCCGAAAACCAGCAACGCUAGCAGCACGCCGCCGUUCAUAAGCGCCGUGUUGUGAUACGUACCGCAGAGAUUCGUGGGGGUAGAAAGCAGCAAGUCCAGUGACCAGUGUAGGGCAGAAGAAUGAAGUGAUCCAAGUGAGCCGAGAGUGCGUGUCAAUCCAGUGCAGAACCGCCAGUGAAGUGAUUCAUAGUGGUGAAUAGAGCGCUUUUUCUCGAAAACUCAACCCCAAAACCGGGGUGCCGGUUAAUAUUUUCUCGCCCACAAGUGAUGACCCCCCCUCGAUCGGGCAAGGGUGACGGCAGUGGUAGCGGUGGUGAAGUAAUAUCUGCGCCUAUAAACACUGCCCGCUAAUCUGACCGUUAGGAAAAAGCCUAGGUCAAUAGCGAAUCUAGUGUGGAUGUGCGGCGGCAACGGCGACGACGACGGUUAGUGUGGUUGGGCAGUUUUUUUACGCCGUUGGUUCGAUUUAAUCACGUUACGAUGGCCAGUGGCAUGUGUGCGUGUGUGCGAGAUCUUUAUUGGUGACGAUUCACAAACCCUCCCUACCCCCAUACUUGUAACAUCAUCACACACUUACACUCGAGCGGGUGAGAAGCUGCUAAUCAAUCGUGCACCGGCCUAUUGCGAUUCGUUUGUGUGUGUGUUGAUUAGGUGUUGUCGUCGCAUCGUGCGGCACUCGUCCGAACAGCACUCGUUUGUGAUGCAUUCGGCAUGCACCUUCACACAAGCGCUUGAGCAGCAUCACCAGGCAGCGUGCAGAGCACAGGUGAAUUGUGAAGGUUGUGUGUGACAAACGGUGUUCAAAUUGGUGACCGCUAGGCCAACUAAUCAUAGAACCCAAUAACAUAGUUGUGCAGUUAAAUUGUAAAAAGUGUGUGUGUGCCUGUGUUGUGUCGCCGAAACAAUUGAAGGAAGCAACGCACAAGGACGCUAGGUGAAAUGUGGCACGUUACGGAAGCGUUACCGUGGUAGCGUUACAGCUUGGUAGCGUUUGCUCAUGUUACCAGUGAUGCAAAACGGGCCCCAAACAGCAAUCAAAGGGCAGCAAAUGAUUGGGCACUCUGUGUUGGCACAGCGUUGGGAGGUAAAACUAUCGUUUUCCAUCGUUGAAACAAUGUGCUGGCUGGCGGCCGUUUAAAUAGGGAGAAAAGGAGGUGGUGAAGGACCAGGCGCCAUCCAUUUACCUUUUAAUACCAAAGUGAAGAAAGUAAAUACCGAAAACAUCACACACACCAAUUCGCCAUCCAAGGAGCGCGUCGGACGCAUUAGAUUUAUGCAAAAUGGUGUAUUAUUCUGGCCUUCCGUUGCUUAUGACGCAACAACAGCAGCAGCAGCAGCAGCAACAGCAACAACACGGUCCAGACGGGACGAUACUACAGUUAAGCUACAACGAUGCAAACAGUACCGAACAGUACGUGGUGGCAGGACAACCGUCUCGCAUCGGCGUCUCCCACCCUUAUCAGCAGCAGCAGCCCCAACAUCACACGAUCAGCCUCACGAACGGGCUUACGAUCAGCAACGGACCGCAGAGCUGUAGUAGCAGCAGCAGUAGUAGUAGCGGCAGUAGUUCCGGUAACGGCCAGCUGACGAUUGUGUUGAAUCCACCGGCGGCAGGUCAGCUCGUGAGCUUGGGUGGCUCCGCACUGCCCGGCACCUACACCGGUCCGAUCUCACCGGUGGGAGACAGGGGCGCUUCCUCUUCACCGGAACAGUCCACGUACCACCCGGUGCAGGUGAGCAGCGGCGGUGGCGGCGCCAGUGCUACGCCAGUCGGUUCCAAAUUUCGCUGCGACCAGUGCAACAUUAGCUUCGGUAGCAAGAGCGCCCACACCAGCCAUAUGAAAUCUCAUGCCAAACAGCAGCAGGCGAGCGAAAAGCUCACCGCCGCUGCCAAGCUGGGAGAAACCACCAUUACUGCGAGUGGGGGCAGUGGUGGUGGUGGUGGUGGUACCGGCUCGCCGGCCGGCCCACAGCCCGACCCGUACCAGUGCGACGUGUGCAAGAAGACGUUCGCGGUGCCGGCACGGUUGGUGCGGCACUACCGCACGCACACCGGCGAGCGGCCGUUCGAGUGCGAGUUCUGCCAUAAGAUGUUCAGCGUGAAGGAGAAUCUGCAGGUGCACCGGCGGAUCCACACGAAGGAGCGCCCGUACAAGUGUGAGAUCUGUGGCCGAGCGUUCGAGCACAGCGGCAAGCUGCACCGGCACAUGCGCAUCCAUACGGGCGAGCGGCCCCACAAGUGCAACGUGUGCGGGAAAACGUUCAUCCAGUCCGGCCAGCUCGUCAUACACAUGCGAACACAUACCGGUGAGAAGCCAUACAAAUGCCCGGUGGAGGGUUGCGGCAAGGGUUUUACGUGCAGCAAGCAGCUGAAGGUGCACUCCCGGACGCACACGGGCGAAAAGCCAUACCAUUGUGAUAUCUGCUUCCGGGACUUCGGCUACAACCACGUGCUGAAGCUGCACCGCGUGCAGCACUACGGGGCCAAGUGCUACAAGUGCACGAUCUGCGAUGAAACGUUCAAGAGCAAGAAGGAGAUGGAGGCCCACAUCAAGGGGCACGCGAACGAGCUGCCAGACGAUGAGGAGGCAGCGGCGGCGGCGGCGGCAUCGGAUGCUGGAGGUGCCUGCAAGCUGGAGGACGUGUCCACCUCGGGCACGGAAGGUUCGAUCAAGUUGUCGUCGUCAGCGCUGGAGGGUGGUGGUAGCGGUAGCAAUAGCAACAGCAGCAGCUCCUUCGACUAUUCGUCCAGCAUGAGCCACACCGAGGGAACGGAGCAGAGCGGCGGUCCGUCAAGCGACGAACCUUCGGGUCACUUUGCGAUUAGGAAAUCGGGUUCGUCUUCUCCAUCCUUCGCUGUGGGAGCGAACGAAGCAGGUCAGCAGGUGGGUGCCGACGAGGAGGAGGAGGAGGACGAGGAGGAGAACGAUGAAGAAGAAGAUGAAACGACGGAUGAUGGUGAACGGAAACAAAUGCCACGCUAUGAGAGUAUGGGACCGUCGUCGUUCGAUCAAUCGUUACAGCGCGCCUAUGGUGGCGGUGUCGCCCCGGCACUGCUUGCUGCGGCCUCCAUUGCGGCGGCGGUGGAGAAUGGCUGCACGGAGGUGAAGUACUGUCCGGAGCUGAAGCAGCAGCGCUCGAUCUCCCCUGUGCAACCGUCGGCCCUGUCGAUCACGCGCAACACUCCACCGCCGUCCUCGGGUUCGUCGUCAUCCUCAUCGUCCUCUUCAACGUCCUCCGUUCUGUCGAUGACACCGUCCGGGGGUACUUCCUCCACGCUGCUCGAACCGGCCGGGUCCAGUGCACCAUCCGGGCCCAGUGCGGGACAGUUUGUGUACGAGCCGAUGGCGAUCAUGAAGCACCACGGAUACUUUGCACCGGCAUCGCAGAUUACCGAGUUCCGCUCAUCCAGUGACAUUGUCCGGCAGGUGGAGGCGGCCAUUGCGGGCACGGAGAACCUUCUCACACCGCCCCGCUCCUCGCCGGAGUCGCCCGAUCGUUCCUCCUCGCCGGAAUCCGAUUCAGUAUUAAUGGCCGAUCGGGACAACAACACGCUGCCGCCGCGCAAGCGGAAGCUCUACUUCAAGGACAGCCAGCAUACGGUGUCCACCGGUCCAAAGAUGGCGUCGCUGGAAGUUACUACGCCCCAGCAUUAUGGUGUUACGGUAGUGCAGCAGCAGCAGCCGCCGACGCCGCAGCAACAUCAGCAACAACAACCUCCUCUCGAUGCUCAUUCCGGUCAUCAACAGCUGUUCCAUCCUCAUCAACAGCAGCAGGUACGGCAGCUGCACUAUCAGCAGCAGCAACGAUCAGAGGAUGAACGCUCCAUGAAGCUGGAAGUGCUGCAGCACGUGUCCGCAUGCCAGCGGCAACCAUCGCCAACACUGCAAGCACCGGCAGCAGCACCACAACAACCGCAACAAACGUCAGCACCGUCCGUCAUACGGAUGAGCUCCGUCAUUCAGUACGCAAACAAGUCCUCGUAGUGCGGCACUUAUUGAGAUGGUUAGCAGUAGUAGUUCGAGUAGUGGUAGUAGUAGUUGGAGUAGUAGUACUAUUUAUAUUGUAGUUUGUCGCAAAAUCGCUAACCGACCCGGAUCGGUGUGAGAGCCGUAGUUAUAAGUCAGCAACCAAUAACCUCACGCGAAUAGACUAAGAAGAAACCGUGAAUUCACAUACACAACCUAUAUACACUCACACACAUACACACACAUUCAUACAUCCAGUGUUUGAACUACAAACUCAUCUUUAGUCGUACCGUACAUACAUAUAUAUAAACGUAUAUAAGGGGAUACUUUCGUUGUAUGGCCCCCGUUCGCCGCACCCACCAAUGGCAUGGGAAGGUGGCGGCAGCAAGAAGAAGAAGAAGCAGAAGAAGAAGAAGAAGAAGCAAACAUAACAAGACUGUCUCAGGUUUAGAAUGGGAGGGAGGGAGGCGGGGAUUGGGAGGGUCCCAAAACACCCUUCCAACUGGGGAAGGUUAAUUUAUAAAAGCGGUAACAAAAUAAUGCAUCAUUUUAUGUGUAGUAAUUUCAUCAUUCACUGUAAUCACUAAUCACCAGGCAAUAACAGCACAGUCUCAGGAGUUGGUUGGGAGUUAUUUUUUAUUUUUACUCAGAGGGCGAAGAGUAAGCGUGUCCAAUGGGAAAUAUGAAACCCAGUGAAGAUAGAUAGAUUCCCAUUGGGAAAAGACGGGAAAGGAGAGAAGUGGAUGGUUUGAGGACAGUGGGUAAAAGGAAGUUUGGAGGAAUCGUUAAAGACUGUUGAUCAUUGUCAAAUGUGUGUGUGAGAGAGAAAAAGAUAGUUUUUGGUUGUUGUAAAGACUGGGCGUGUAAUAAUGCUGUGUGUGGGUGUGUGUAAUAAGUGAAAGACUAAGGAUGCAAAUCUUAAGCCUGACUAAAAGAGGAAAAAAAAAGGAAAUAGAACAACAACCCAACAACGCCGUUCUUGUGCAGUUUAGAUAAAUAUACUACCACCACCACCACCACCACAGCAUACACAAUUAUACAAUCCCUUCUCCCUGUAAGAGUGUAAGCACAUCCUUCCUACGCUAUGGUAUAUGUUACGCGUAUAUGUAUAUUCCGCUUCGAAAACGGUGGCCAUUUCUGAGACGAAAAGACGAAAAGACUAGCCAGCAGAGAGAGGGAGAGAGAGCGAAGGAGAGAGAUAGUAAUAGUAAGGUGCAGCGCUUAGUUAGGAACGGUUCGAGUGCGUGUGCGUGUUUGUAUGUACGAGUUACGAGUGUGAUUGGGGUGGGAUUGAGUGAAGUGCGCGCGCGUACUGAGGGGGGUAGCAUACACUAGGAUAGGAAUUUAAUGAAAGAAAAACCCGUAAACAGAAUAGACUGGAUGAUUUCCCAAAUUUGAAGCAACCGUUAAAUCUUUUAGAACUCGUAAGAAGGGGCAAAGAGUAAAGGGUGGAGUGGGGGUGUAAACGAAUACGCAGAAGGAGAGAAAGAGAGAGCGCGUGUGAAACGGAACUGAAAAUGGAAGGAACAAAUGCUUGGAGGAAGAAAAAGGUCACUCUAAUAUUAAGCGCCGAUGGGAGAAUGGAGUGUUGCAUUUACUUUUGAGCCAAAACCCCUCGCCAGUGAUGAGAAACAAAAAGGAGGAGGGCGGGGAGCAUUCAUUUCCUUUUUGUUUAAGGGAUCUCUCUAGCCAAGCACUGUGCUUCUUCUUCCUCAAAAGUUAUCUUUAAGCUUACGCCAAUCUUUAAGUACGCCAAACGUCCCUGAGCAGUAGUAGAGGGAGAGCAAACAACAUCACGAUAUCUUUGAAGUUGAUUCAAUAUACAAUACAAAACCACAACAAAUACCUCGAAUUCCUUUUUUGUUUGUUUUUUGUUUUGUUUUUUUAAGCUAUUCCUUGUUUAAUGUCCUCCUUUUCCUACUAUUAAAGCUUGCUGCUGCUGCUGCUGCACACUCUUCCCAUGGUUUUGUCAGUGUAGUGAUAGAGCGUUGUUAUUUGUUUGGCUGCUUUUUAUUACCACCUCUCGCCACUGAUCCGUUGCAGUACUUGGUUUUGGCUUUAUUAAAAAAAACGAAAUGUUCAUCAAUCAGUUCCUUAGGAUGCAAAAUUAAAACACAUAAAAGAACUAGUUGUUAAUAAUGAUGCAUGCAUGCUUGUUUUUAGGUUGGUUUUUGUUGUUGUACAUGUUUUGCGCUUCACUGCUCGCCCCCUUCGUCACUGUUUAGUCAUGUUUUUUUAAUUAAAUAUUAUUGUGCUGCGAAACACUUCCCUGUGACCAAAAUUAUACAUUUUUUAUUUGAAUUUUAUGUAAUAAUUUUAUUUAAAAAUAAAUAAAAAAACAAUCUAAACAUAUAAAACGAACAACACAAACGACUCCUCCAAUGUACUGAACUCGUGAAAAAAAAACGUGAGAGGACACACGCAUACAUAGGCAUACAUACCUACAUGCAAACACAAAACACAUUCUCAAUUACGUUAAAUGCUUUGCGGGAGGGGAUACAUGCUUCUUCAUAUGUUCAAAUAUGCUUCGAUUGUUCAGGAAGAAAUUAGUGCUUAAUGAUGAAAAUGAAAACAGUUCACUAUGUUUGGGAAAAUGAUUGAAAAAAGAAGCAUACAUACAGCGCAUGAUGUUGAAUUAUUUAAUUAUUUGUGCUUUUAAUGACACUAUCUAGCUAAAUUGAAGAAAACAAAACAAAGGGAAACAACUGUGUUACUCUAUAAGCCACACCGAAUAGGAGAGUACAGUGGAGAUAUGAAAAAGCUAGCUCACCUCAGUGUGGUGUAGCAGUUUAAUGGUGUGUGAACAGCAGAAAAGAACAGAAAAAUGAAACGAAACAGUUGAUAUUCCCUGUAGCACAGAAUAGCAACAUUCACAAGUGCGCACGCACACAUGCACACACACACAUGCAUACAAGCGUAUGAAAGAAAUAAGAGAAAGAAAGCAAAGAAAAAACAACAAUGCCUCUCCUACAGCGUGUGACACACGCAUGCAAUGUUAGCGCAAUAGGAACACCACACGCAGGAAAUGCAAAUAGGAGCGAAUCUUGACUUUGAACAGAUAAGAAAUUCUACCUACACUGCAGUGUGUUGCUUUGUGUGCGUGAGUAUGCUUGUGAGUAUGAAUGUUGCUUGAAUUUCGUCCUGGAGGCGGCCCCCGUUUUUUCAUGUCCUAGAAUAAAAUGCUUAAUCGCAAAGAGCGUAUGCCAUUUGGAACGUUUUAAACCAGUGCAUUAAAAUAA